Amorphotheca resinae ATCC 22711 is the source of this 726-nucleotide messenger RNA. RefSeq lists its product as hypothetical. NCBI's taxonomy places the organism in Eukaryota, Fungi, Ascomycota, Leotiomycetes, Helotiales, Amorphothecaceae. The coding region runs from base 148 to 726 and encodes 192 amino acids. The record is from RefSeq and is a predicted model, not a curated record. The transcript has 3 exons.
GGUGUCUGUAGUAUUGAUUGUAAUUCAUUGGUUUAUCCUAAUCCCUGAGGCAAACGAGGCACGAGGCACACGACCCUCCCUCUGCCGCGUCGCCGCCGUACCAAAAUCCAAUGUCUCUCACACAACGCCCAUAACCGCAAACUCGCCAUGGAUUUCGCACCCUAUCAAGACCAAUCCCCCGAAACCAAUCGAGCCCUCUCGCCGCCCAUCGAAGGCAGACGAUCCUUCUCUCCCGGCUUUGCGCGCGGCCGCUCACCACCUCAAUCCCCUCAACGCCAUGCCUUCAAUCCCUGGGAAACGACGGCCGAUACCUCAGCGCGAGCGUUUGGCAAUGGUAGCAGCGGGUUCGUCGGCGCGGCGGAUCUGGAGAGCGGCCGCGGGGGACUGAAUGAAUUCGAGACCAGCCUGCCGAUCCGGUUGGACUACGAGGCGUGUCUGGCAUACCUGCUGUUACCGCCGGCGGGCGGGGUUCUGUUGUUGGUUAUGGAGCAUAAGAGCGAUUACGUGAGGUUUCAUGCUUGGCAGUCUGCGUUGCUGUUCUCGAGUAUCUUCGUCCUGCAUCUGAUCUUCUCGUGGUCAGCGUUUCUGUCAUGGACGUUCUUCGUCGGAGAUAUAUUGUUGAUCGCGUAUCUGACUUUCCGGGCAUACCGGGAUGCGGAUACGCUGGAUCGAUUUGAAGUCCCUUUCUUUGGUCGACUUGCCAGUAAUAUUCUUGAUGAUGAGUAA